AUGGCCACCACCACAGAGAUAUUUGGAGUAAAGAUCGAAAGGAACCCUCCCGAAUCUAAGCUCACUGAGCUCGAUAUCGCGUCUUGGCCCAAGGAAAUAGAAGUAGAUUGGGAGAAUCGAUGGGGAUGCUCGCCAAGCAAAUUUCCAUGGACAUUCACUGCCAAAGAGACAAUGUAUCUGUUGGAGGGAAAAGUUAAAGUGUACUGCGAGGGCCAUGACGGGUAUUUUGAAAUAGGAGCUGGUGAUUUGGUUGAGUUUCCCAAAGGAAUGAAUGUCACCUGGGAUGUCAUUGAAGCUGUGAAUAAGCACUAUAGCUUGGAGAAAUGA
Messenger RNA from Ilex paraguariensis (yerba mate), 327 nucleotides. Lineage: Eukaryota; Viridiplantae; Streptophyta; Magnoliopsida; Aquifoliales; Aquifoliaceae. The record is from the annotation of a GenBank genome assembly.